Teleopsis dalmanni is the source of this 2052-nucleotide messenger RNA. RefSeq names its product abhydrolase domain-containing protein 2 (gene Hydr2). The transcript has 7 exons. Gene Ontology annotation, cellular component: sperm flagellum; sperm plasma membrane. Gene Ontology annotation, molecular function: monoacylglycerol lipase activity; acetylesterase activity. Bases 650 to 1855 code for a protein of 401 amino acids. Gene Ontology annotation, biological process: medium-chain fatty acid biosynthetic process; sperm capacitation; steroid hormone receptor signaling pathway. NCBI's taxonomy places the organism in Eukaryota, Metazoa, Arthropoda, Insecta, Diptera, Diopsidae. The record is from RefSeq and is a predicted model, not a curated record.
UUGUUGUGUAUUCAAUAUAUAAAAAUUUAUUGUCAAUGAAGAUCUUCCGCUACAUCACAAAUUUUGUUGCGAUUUUAUAGGUUUGCAUGAAUUUUACUAUUAACAACUCUGUCGUCAGUUUGAAGUUUUUGUUUUUAUUAUGCCAUAUGUUUAUUGUUAGUUGCUUCUUAAAGUUGAGAGAUAGUAAAUUUAAACGCAGUUAGGAAUUCGGUGUAAUUGGUGGCUGGAAAUAUGAUGGUCGAAUAAAUAAUUUACAUUAAAGUACAAAUGUAUCGGCAUUUGUACAACAAUAAAACAUAUACUCCAACAUAAACAGCGGUUUUAAUAUAAUUAAUAAACUGGAACAUCAUUCAUUAAAAUUUAAAAUUAUAAGCAUUUUUCAACGAAACGAAACAGAGCAUUCCUAUACAUUUACGUAUCGCCGCAUAGCGAAAAUCAACAGUGAAUAUUAAUUGGUGCCGAAACAGAAACCACAAUAAAAUUGCGUCAUUAAAACAAAACCGAAUAAAACAAAGCAAAAAGCGGGAAAAGAAUUUUGGAGAAUUGAAAAAUUGAAAAAUUGAAAAAAUCAAACAUUUGUAGGAAAGUUUAAUAUCAGUAAAUUAUUGACGUAGCUGCAGUUUUCUGCUGCUUUCAACUAAUUGGAAAAAUGUCGACCGCUUUUCUCACCGCAAUUGCCGUAAUAUUUUGCAUCUUAUUUCGAAUUUUAAAUGUAAACAGUCAACCAUUGCGCCCAAGUGUUUGGUGUUUGGAUCCACAAUUCUUGGACUGCAUCUUUAAGAUAGCUCCAGUAUUGCGUGAACCUUAUGUACCCACACGCCUCUGGGGAUUCAGUGGCCAUGUACAAACUGUUUUGCACAGCAUUGUUGGACGCGUUAAGUGCCCUUGGCCAUUAGGCGACCGGAUAUAUUUAUCACUAUUUGAUGGUUCCACACUAACGUAUGACCUAUAUCAGCCAUUGGUAGAGGGUGAAGACGAUGUUACAGUAGCUAUUUGUCCUGGUAUUGGUAAUUCAUCUGAGAGUGUGUAUAUUCGGACAUUUGUUCAUUAUGCGCAAUGUCAUGGCUAUCGUUGCGCUGUACUCAAUCAUAUAGGAGCUCUGCCUAGUGUACAAGUAACAUCUUCUCGAAUAUUUACUUAUGGUCAUACUGAAGAUUUCGCUGAAAUGGUUACUAAUCUUCACAAAAAGUAUCCAUUGAGCAAUAUUGUUGCGGUUGGCUUUAGUUUAGGUGGGAAUUUAGUUACUAAAUACAUGGGCGAAACUCAGAAACUGAAACCGAAUAGUAUAAUUGGUGCCAUUUCAGUGUGCCAGGGCUAUAAUGCUGUUGAAGGAAGCAAAUGGCUUUUAAAUUACCAAAAUUUUCGUCGAUUUUAUUUGUACGUGAUGACUGAAAAUGUUAAAAGCAUUAUACUAAAACAUCGUCAUAUUCUGCUAUCCGAAGAGGUUCGAGCCCGUCACAAUUUAAACGAACGUGAAAUAAGUGCUGCUGCUACAUUGCCAGAGUUAGAUGAAGCCUACACAAGACGUGUUCAUAACUUUCCGUCCACUCAAGAGCUAUAUAAAUGGAGUUCAUCUCUACAUUAUCUUCAUAAUAUUGAAAAGCCAAUGAUUUUUAUUAAUGCCAAAGAUGAUCCAUUGGUACCAGAGAACUUACUUACGCCUAUUAAAGAGUUUGCAUUGUCACGUUUGCGUAUUGCUUAUGUGGAACUUGCCCAUGGCGGUCAUCUUGGUUUCUACGAAGGUGGACUAGUUUAUCCAAACCCAUUAACAUGGCUGGACCGCACACUUGUAGCAAUGAUUGGAUCCAUUUUGGUUUUACACACUGACCCUACUGGUCCAAAAGAUAUUAUAUAAAUCUUUAUGAUAAAUUUUCUGAAAAAUAUGAACAUUUCAACUCAAUAAUUUAUGAAACAUAUACUUCUUCAGGAAUAUAUAUAUAUUUUAUACAUUCAUACAACAAUUUUUUUUUUCAAACGCAAAGAAACUAUUGUUACAGAUUAAUUUUAUUUUUAAGUAAUAUACAGUUAUGUCUUUUAGAAAGCAAAGAACCC